Molecule: messenger RNA, 858 nt
Organism: Mus musculus (house mouse)
Lineage: Eukaryota; Metazoa; Chordata; Mammalia; Rodentia; Muridae
Gene: Elobl
Product: elongin B-like
Exons: 2
Coding region: 281-766 (161 amino acids)
Biological process (GO): transcription elongation by RNA polymerase II
Cellular component (GO): VCB complex; nucleus; cytoplasm
Source: RefSeq, a predicted model, not a curated record
GGGGAAGCAGAUAGGAGCUGUUUCCUUCUGGGAAGUGAGUUGAGUUGGAAGGUCAGCUGGGUACUUUCUCUGCCUCUCUGAGCUGGCAGGCUUUUUCCCCAGCAUCUGGCCCCUGGGUAUAACUGAAUGGCUGGGAUUUUUGGUUUUCAAGUAACAUUUUGGCUCUCUGACUUGUGGUAGGGGCCCCAGGGACACUAGGAGAUCACUCCUGCUGAGGACAACCUGAGAAGCCAUCAGAUCUGGUCCAGUGAGGUGCCUGGAGCCACAAGCAGCCAAGGGGAUGGAUGUAUUUCUUAUGAUCCGGUACAAGAAGACCACCAUCUUGACUGAUGCCAAGGAGUCGAGCACAGUGUUGGCGCUCAAGCGCAUCAUUGAGGGCAUCAUGAAGAGGCCUCCUGAGGAGCAGCUGCUGUUCAAGGACAACCAGCUCCUUGAUGAGAUGAAAACUCUGAGGGAAUGUGGCUUCACUAGUCAGGUAGCAAGGCCAGAGGCCCCUGCCACAGUGGGCCUGGCCUUCAGAACAGGAGAUGUCUUUGAAGGCCUGGAGAUCCACCCCUAUUCUCCUCCUCUAGAUCUUUUAGACCUGCUAAAGGCUUCUCAAAAUGAGGCUAAUGAACCACUUUUUGAUGAGGACCCUGCUAAUGAACCACUUUCCAAUGAGGACCCCGCUAAUGAACAAUUUUUCGAUGACGAACCCCCUAAUCAACAAUUUUUCCAUAACCUCCCUAAUCAAUUUUUUGAUGACGACCCCAUGUGCAACCACUAGAGGCUUAUUCCCUAAUUAAAAAAGAACAAAAACAAAACAAAACAAAAUGGCUGUCUUUUAAAAUAAAUAUUAAAUAACCCUAAAAGCACAAA